This is a messenger RNA of Geodia barretti, 261 nucleotides long. Lineage: Eukaryota; Metazoa; Porifera; Demospongiae; Tetractinellida; Geodiidae. The record is from the annotation of a GenBank genome assembly.
AUGGCACCACAACCCCCUCUCCGAAUUUCUGCUUCUGCCGCCGUGAAGACCAGGGGCCAGGAGCUUAACCGCACCAUCGUAAUGCACACCGAUGCCGUCCAGGCCGCCGGUUUCCUGGAUCUGGAUGUGCGGCGGUUGGGUGUCGACAUGAUGAGCCUGUCGGGGCACAAGUUCUACGGGCCCAAGGGCGUUGGUGUACUGUUCCUGCGGCGUGGUGUGCCUUUCCUCCCGCUCAUUACCGGCGGCGGACAGGAUCGGUGA